UUGUCAGCUUGUAGCCUACUUUAACAAUAUCUCUAUCAGCAGAUUAAUAUAGAUAUCUAACGAUCCACCACCAAUUCAAAGCUAUGAAAAUUUCAAAUCAUAAGCAGUUUUCCUAGUAUUCUCAAUUUGAAUUCAUCACUUCUGCAUGAAAAGAUGGCAACUGAAGCGGAGAUCAUUCCAGAACCCAUUGCUGUAGGGAAAACGGAAGAGGAGAGCAGGCACUUGACCAAAGCGCUGUGUGACAAAGCUGUUGAGUUUCUACCAGGUGACUUGAAGAAAUUCCAAGGUGGAUUCAACCAGCCUGCUGAAACGGAUGAAUGUUUGGCUAAAGAAGAGAACAUGCAAGUAGCCAGCGAUACCAUGAAUACUGUCUCUGAAGGCAAUCCUGAAGUCUCUAAAGGUGAAAGUUUUUUGAUAUCGCCUGAGACCGCCAAGGUUGCCAGCAAAGAGACCUCCGGGAUGUCAGAGCGUAGUGACGUUGAUGACAUUCCAUUUAAAGCAGAGAAGAUACCAGAGGGUGAAAAACAGAAGGCAGGAACUGGGGAAAAUGAAGUCAAGGCAACAGAAGACAUUGUGGAAAAGUAUGACACAGACCAUGACAUUCUGAAUCUUGAAGGAACCAGUUUAAAGGCCGAAAAACUUGAAGAGUUGAACCUUGCUAUUGGGGGAGAGAAAACAGUGGAGGAGGUUGUGGUAAUUGCUGACCAAGGUUCUUCACUGGAAGAGAAAUGUGGGAGCAUUGACGACGAAACAAGUUACUCACAAGAGAGGGAAAAUGAAGGGACAAGGGCACAUGAAAAUGAUGAUAUUGAGUCCAAUAAACAAGUUCUCAGUGUGCCAGAGGCCAACUUAGAGCUUAAGAAACAAGCUUCAAUUGAUAUGCCUGAUCCAGUAAUUGACAGCUUGAAGAAGGUUAAUGAAACAGUUACUGAGGCCAGUAACUCCAAUCUUGUUCAAGAGAAACUGGAAGAGAAAAGCUGUAAAGAAGUCAAAGACACUGAACCAGAGAAGCUUCCUGCCCUAGUGAAAAAGGAGAAGGGUGUUGAAGGAAUUGAACCAAUUGAAAUAUCAGGAACUGAGAAGGAUCAAAUAAUUUCUGAGAGCAUUGGAGGCAACUUAACCUCAACAGUAGCAGAAAGUUCAGAGAUCAAGGACCAUGAAACAACCUCAGAAAUCAGUGAGGGUGUCAAGAAAGAGCUGCUCAAUACAUGUGAAGAGGUUGCUUGUGAGCAUAAAGCUGCACCAGAAGGGGAUGACAAGCUUGAAGAGGUCUCUGGUACCAUAAUCAAAGACCAAAGCCAAGCUACAAUAGAAUCAAGUGAAGAGAUCAAAUAUAUCACUGGAGACAAUGAUAGCAUACAAGAUAAGAAUAUGCUGGAUACUGCUUCUGUCAUGAAACCAGAAGAGCUUUGUUUGCAAGAUGUCGACAAUCGUGACAUUUGCAGCAUAGGCUCUAAUAUCAGGACAGAGAAUAUUGUUGAGAAGAGUCCAACUGAAGAAAGUGGACAAAGUGAAAUUAAUGAGAUCACCGACAAAGAUUCGGGCACGUCAAUAGACAUAAGUAUAGAUUAUUCAAACUCUGAAUCAGAAAAAGUUGGGGCAGACAUGAAAGUUGUACAGGCCACAGAGAAGGAGCUGGCCAUGACAGAGGCAUCAGAUGAGAUGAAAAAGGAUGAGGAAUGCACAGUUCCAGCACCUGAAGGAAACAUUAGUGAAGUUGAAAAUAUUAAUGUUGUACAGCAGAGCCAGGAAGGAAAAUUGGAGAAAGAAGAAAUUCUGAAGGAGAGCUUCCAGAAGCAAAAUGAACCAGAAAAAGAGAAGUCUGCAUGUCCCUUGAAUGCAGUCUACGAGGAUGUCAAUACUGCCAUCUCUAGUGAAAUUGCAGAAACAAGUACAAGCAUCAAAGAAGUCACACCCGUGAAAGACCAUGAAGAGAGAUUUGAGGGGGAUGGGAUGGAAGACACACCAACCAAUACCGACGCUAUCAGUGAGAAUGGAGAAUCAAAAGAAAAGGAUCACCUACAAAUUGAAGUAAAUGUGAAUACUGAAAGCGUGGAAGUUGAGAUCCCAAACAAGAAUGCUGAUGAUUUACAUGUUGCUGAUCCAUUAGUUGGAGAAUCAGUGGAGAAGGAGGACAAUAAUCAGUAUGAGUUCUCUGAUAUUCAACCUGAAGAACAAGUCCAUGAAGAAAAUGGAGCUUCUGAGGAAAAGGAUAAACAUAUCGGAGAUGUCUCUGAGGCAUGUCAAAGCAGAAAAAGCACCAUUUCAGAGAAUAUAUUCACAGAAGAAGCAACAACAGCAGAUUUGGAAUCAGAAACAAGUGAAAUGGACAAGGAGAAAGUAAAAGAGGUUUAUCUCUGGGACCCUGAAAAAUGUUCAGAGACUAAUGAAGCUUUAGAGAAUAAACAAGAGGGAAUACAAGAGGAGGAAGAAGCUUGUAAUGCAGAGAAACCUGAAAUAGAGACAAGAGGUGACAUUGCUGAAAGUGGUCUAACUGGUGGUGGCACCUCGGAUACUGUCAUCACUUCUUCAUUUGUCAAAGAUGAGACAACACCAGAAUUGACUGGUGAAAACAAGAGUUACAAAGAAGAAGAUGCCGACGAAAGGAGUAACAAGAAAGAAGAGGACCAUGAUGAACCUAAGAUCAUAAAAAUUGGCGAUGACAAUGAUGAACAGACUGUUAAAGAUGACCCUAUGCUCCCCUCACCCAUAUUGAUUGAAGAAGAAACAAUUGAGAGCUCCAAAGAUGAAGAAAACAAGGUGGAAAAGUUAGAAGAAGAGAACAGCAAAGAUUGGAUCACAGAAGAUGAAAAAAGUAAGGACCUCUCACCAGACUCUAUUACAGAAGCUCCAAUCCAAAACCUCCAAGAUAAUGAAGAAAGAGCAGAGGAGUUUGAAAAGUCUGAGAAAGCAGUAGGUGAGAGCACCGGAGAUGAGACAAGUCAGCCUGCUGAAAGCCCCCAAGAGAUGCUCAAUAUCUCCAUGAUGAAGCAAGAAGAAGAUCUGCAAUGUGAGAACAAGAACCUAAACCCAACAAAAGCUUUUCCAGAGGAGAAAAGAGAUGAGGACAGAUCUUAUGUCAUACAGGCUGAAGAAAGCAGCAGAAACAUUGAGCAAGAUGAGGUUAAAGAAAGCAAUGAGAAGAAACCAUCAAUAGCUGAAGAAGAUUUUGAACAGAUCUCAACUGAGAAUGAACCACAAGAGAUGCUUGAAAAGUCGCUACACAUAACAUCUGAGGAAACUGAGACAAUUUCUUCAAAAGCUGAUGAAAUUCCUUCCCUCAUGGAAGAAGCAACUGUUCAGAACAAAGAAGAAACUACAGAGAAUGAAGAGAAAGUUAAAGGGGAAACAUAUGAUAGCAGCACCAAUGACAAUGGCAUUGAAAAGGAGGAUCAUGGACUAGAUGAUGGAACAUCUGAUGUAUUCAAAAACACGGGCAGCAUAGUCUUGGAGACAGAGACAAAAGUGGAUGAAAUGGAGGUUGAGACAAUCACAAAGGGAUAUGAGUUGGACUCCGAAGAGAAACCUGAACCCAAGGAUGCUGUGGAGAACAUUGAAGAUAGCUUAAAACAGAAAGAAACUGAAGAGGUUUUUGAAGGUCCCAAGUCAACAAUAAAGGAAGAAUGUGCUGUUAUAGAUGACUCAACAGCAUCUACUGAAGAAGAAAUGACGAAGAGCUUCCAAAAAGAUGAACAAGAAGAGACACCCGAACUAGAGGUGAGUAAAGAAUCAGGAACAGCAGCUUCAGGUACAGGUAGUGAAAAUUCAGAUAUGGAGGAACAACGUAUAGCUGACAUCUCCAACUCAUCAAUUAGUGAUGAAACUGUGAAGGAAAGCAUAAAGGAAGACAAAAGCAGCCCAAUGAAGUUAACAAAAGAGGUCAGCGACUCAAACAUUGAGGAAACAGACUCCACAGAGGAAACUAGCCUCCAGAUCUUGAAGGAAACAGCGGAGCCAAUAGAUGAUCCUAGUCUAUUUGAUAUUUUGAAGGAGUCAAAAGAAGAAAUAACACCAACAGAGAUCAAAGAAGACCUUGUUUGUAGCUCUUCCUUUGAGCCUGAGGAGUCCAAAAAGGACACUGAAGAAGAAACCUCAGUAAAAGGAAGUAUCAAUACUGUGGAUUUGGACUCUGCAUUACCUGCAGCAGAAACAGAGGAAACAGACAUGAAGGAAGCCGAAGCAGAAGAGAAAAAGCAUGCAAUAAAUAAAGUUCUUGCUGUUGAAAGGAACAGCCUAGCAACAAUUGAACAUGAAGGGGUUGGCAUAGACAGUGCUGACAUUGAUGUGAAACCAGUAGACUCUUCCAUCUCAUGCGAGAAGGACAAGGAGAUUCCUAAGGAAGAAGAGGAUAAAGUUCCAAAUGAAGGAAGUGAAAAUCAAAUGGAGAUGACUGCUAGGGAGAUUCCCUUAAAAGAAAUAUUAGGAGAUGCAUUAAAGGACUAUUCUACCGUGCCUUCAGAAGAGCAUGAGCCUGAAGCCAUUGAAGAGAGGAAAUUAACUGAUGAAACUUCAGAGAAAGAUCAAGCUCCAUAUGAGCACUCAGAAGCUCCUGUGUCCGAAGCAAUGGAUGAGAAAUUAAUGCAAAUGGAGAAUAAUCCCACAUUCGAUGCCCCUAAAGUAGAGUCUGAAGAUAAUGGAAAGGGGAAUGGACAUGAAGUCAAGGAAAACUUGCCUGAGGAACCAUAUGUGCAUAUAGAAGAAGAGACUGGAAAAUGCAACACUGUAUCAGAAGCCACUGACAUCUCAAAGGGGGAGGAACCUAGAGAACCAGAGAAUCAACGUGAUGCUUGUGAAUCCAAAACAUCACAGAAUGAGCAAUCAUCAGAUUUUGGAUUGGAGAGAAAAGAAACUGAUGAUGGAAAGCCAUUGGAUGAAGCCACAAAUUUGGAAGAAACAUCUGGUACAUGUGAGGAUGGAGAUAAGGCCAUCCAAGAAGAAGAAAAUUUAGCUGAGAACUUGGCAAAACCAGAAAGCUUGAAGGAAGAUAUUGAAGUAGAAAAAGAAGAAACUGAACUGCUACAAAUAUCUUGUGAUCAGAUGCCUGAGAUCGUUAGCACAAAUGAUACUGCAAAGAAUGUUGAGCUAGCACUAGCAGGUUCCGAAGAAAAGCCAAAAUCUGACUCUGAACCAGUGGCUGAAGACCAAACUAAGGAAACCUGCCCUAAAACCAGCAAGAGCCAAGCUGAUGAAACCACCACUGAUGUUCAGAAUCAAGAAGCUGAAAAACAGAUAAAAGAGGAAGAGGAAGACAAAUUGGAGGAUGAAGACUAUAUUAACAGAGAACAAAAUGCAAAUGAGGUUAGCAAGGCUGUCAUCUUGUCUGAAGAGGUCGAUAAGGAAGUUGAGAAAGCUGUCGACAGUGAAGGCAGCAAAGAACAUGUCGAGGAAGAAAGUAGCACAAAUGAACUUCAUCCAGUAGCAGAAGGAGAUGAAACAACUAAUGAGGUGGAAGACUACAGUUCAGUCUCAACUGAAUGUCUCAAGGAAGCAGACUCUGAGGAACAGAUAGAAGCAAAACACUCAGAGAUUGAAGCACAUUCAACCAAAGACAGAGAAGCAUCCCUCAUCCGAGAAGAAUCAGAAGAAAGGGGACAGGAUAAAGAGUCUAGAGACCCUGUAAGUGUGCACGGAGAAGAAAGGGAGUCAGAAGAAAAAAUUAAGGAGGACGUUACUGAUGAAUCAAAACUUUGUCAAGAUGGGAGUAAUAGUGAAGCUGUGACAGAAGUAAGAGGAGAGACAAGCUUAAACAAAACAGAGGUGGAUGAGGAACCUUUAUCUACAGUAAAGGAAGAAAGUGCUAUUAUGGAUGACUCACCAAAAUCUACUGAAGAAGAAAUGUAUAAGAGCUUCCAAAAAGAUGAAAAAGAAGAAACACCUGAAGUAGAGGUAUGCGAGAAACUGGAAACAAACAACACAGUUGAGGAUGCUGAAAAACAAAUUCUAGAGGAGGAAGACACCAACAAGGACCAGCCUACACAACUGACAGAGAUGAUGGAAGAGAAUGCUGUGGCAAUAAUGUCCAUAAAAGAGGUGUGUAAACAAUCAGAAACAGCAGCUUCAGGUACAAGUCGAGAAAAGUCAGACAUUGAGGAACACCCUAUAGCUGGCAUCUCCAACUCAUCAAUUAAUGAUGAAACCGUGAAGGAAAGCAUAAGGGAAGAUGAAAGCAGCCCAACGAAGUUAACAAAAGAGGUCAGCUAGUAAUGGAAGUUGAUUUAGG
Messenger RNA from Theobroma cacao (cacao), 6220 nucleotides. RefSeq names its product A-kinase anchor-like protein. The record is from RefSeq and is a predicted model, not a curated record. Lineage: Eukaryota; Viridiplantae; Streptophyta; Magnoliopsida; Malvales; Malvaceae.